AGAUAAGAGUAAAGACAGAGAUAAUUUUUUUUAAAAAAUCCUAAGUAACUCUUUUAAAACCAAUAACCUUCAACCUAUAAACACGCAGUACUUUUCAGAAUACGAUACUAAAAGCUUCCAUCACACACACUAGUACACAAUGUUGGAUUUAAGUAACUCAGUAACACACCCCUUAUUUCUUUACCAGUCUUGACUCUCCACACUACCUUUUUCUUCUAAACUGCUGUUUCACCAUACUACUAGACAUUUUCCCCUAGAAAUUCAUCUCUCUCUACACAUACUAUCUCCUUGAACUGUGAGACCAGAAUCUGUAGGGGGCAGCCCAGUACAUCACAAUAACCAGAGUUCUACUCAACUAGUUGUGCCCUGGGGACCCCGAAUGACUCUCCAGGCAGUGAGUGAAACGUCACCCCACAAACUCUUGACCUGGGAUUUUAGGGAAUAUAGGAGUGCUUUCACUGCCAUAUAGAAGCCUUCUCCUAAGAUCCUCUAAGUGAAAGAAUCUUUAAUAUCUUUAGGCAACUCUACUUUGUCAGUUUAGAUCUAACUAGAAUUAUCUAUCACUUUGGUUAUCUGGAUUCAACUUCUUUGCUGUGAGAUGAUGCAGGCUUUAAGCACCAAAGUAAACAAAGUGAAGACAUUUUUCUGUGAUUUUCUUAAAUACAUGCCAUGAUUUCAAAGGGAGCUUAUGCUAAGCAUGACCUCAUAAACAAAUCAUUUGUGAAAGAGAAAAACCACAUCCAGGGCAAAGUCAUAACUUGAAAAAGCCUUAUUUCAGCGAGCACUUCCUGAAAGAGACAAAGCAGCAAUUGCAGCUGAGCGAGCAUCAAGUCCUAUACCGAGUAUUAGAUCUGAAACAACUUUUUAAAGCAACGGAAGAGCCUAAAACAAAAGAAAUAUAGCGUUUCUUAAAUACACAGUUUCUAGAAAGAGCUAUUUUAACACAAGCAACUCAAAGAUAUUUCUGUUACAGAACUGUGUUUACCAAAACAUGUUCUUCCCAAACACAGCCUUUUGAUGGUCAAGAGUUUCUAAGUGUCAUGUCCACCAACGAGCUAUAAGAUGACCACUCCUCAGAGUCAAACGCAACCUGACCUUCCUAUUGACCCACAUCCAGAUGAAUACAAGAUUGCAGCCCUCGUCUUCUACAGCUGCAUCUUCAUCAUUGGAUUAUUUGUUAAUGUCACUGCCUUAUGGGUUUUCAGUUGUACCACCAAGAAGAGAACCACUGUGACCAUCUAUAUGAUGAAUGUGGCACUACUGGACUUGAUAUUUAUAAUGAGCCUACCCUUUCGGAUGUUUUAUUAUGCAAAAGGUGAAUGGCCUUUUGGAGAGUACUUUUGCCAGAUUCUUGGGGCUCUCACAGUCUUUUACCCAAGUAUUGCUCUGUGGCUUCUUGCUUUUAUUAGUGCCGACAGAUACAUGGCCAUCGUACAGCCAAAAUAUGCCAAGGAACUCAAAAACACGUGCAAGGCCGUGAUGGCAUGUGUGGGCGUCUGGAUAAUGACCCUGACCACCACCAUCCCCCUCCUGCUGCUCUAUGAAGAUCCAGACACAGCCUCCUCCACCCCCGCCACCUGCCUCAAGAUUUCUGACAUCAUUUACUUAAAAGCUAUUAACGCGCUGAACUUCACUCGACUGGUAUUUUUUUUCCUGAUUCCUCUGUUCAUCAUGAUUGGGUGCUACUUGGUCAUUAUCCAUAGUCUUCUUCACGGUAAGACCUCUAAGCUGAAGCCAAAGGUCAAAGAGAAGUCGAUCCGGAUUAUCAUCACGCUGAUGGUGCAGGUGCUGGUCUGCUUCAUGCCCUUCCACAUCUGCUUUGCUUUCCUGAUGCUGGGAGGGGAUGAGAACAGCUACAACCCCUGGGGAGCCUUCACCACCUUCCUCAUGAACCUCAGCACUUGUCUGGACGUGAUUCUCUACUACAUCGUUUCGAAACAAUUUCAGGCUCGAGUCAUUAGCGUCAUGCUCUACCGUAAUUACCUUCGGAGCGUACGCAGAAAGAGCUUCCGCUCAGGUAGCUUACGGUCACUAAGCAACGUAAACAGUGAAAUGCUAUGAAUCCUCACUGUUGGCCUUCAAGAUCUUCAAAUACACUUAACUAUCUUAGGGUGAGUGGAUAUUCUCUAGGAUAUCAACAAGUCCCUUCUCUCCUGAAUAAAAUAAUCUUUAAAAACCCUU
Messenger RNA from Odocoileus virginianus texanus, 2181 nucleotides. It is a transcript of the gene GPR18, whose product is annotated as G protein-coupled receptor 18. Gene Ontology annotation, biological process: phospholipase C-activating G protein-coupled receptor signaling pathway; positive regulation of Rho protein signal transduction. Gene Ontology annotation, cellular component: plasma membrane. Lineage: Eukaryota; Metazoa; Chordata; Mammalia; Artiodactyla; Cervidae. Gene Ontology annotation, molecular function: G protein-coupled receptor activity. The record is from RefSeq and is a predicted model, not a curated record.